Messenger RNA from Ornithorhynchus anatinus (platypus), 2520 nucleotides. It is a transcript of the gene TSPAN5, whose product is annotated as tetraspanin 5. The record is from RefSeq and is a predicted model, not a curated record. The transcript is spliced from 8 exons. NCBI's taxonomy places the organism in Eukaryota, Metazoa, Chordata, Mammalia, Monotremata, Ornithorhynchidae. Gene Ontology annotation, cellular component: membrane. Gene Ontology annotation, biological process: protein localization to plasma membrane; regulation of vascular endothelial growth factor signaling pathway; protein maturation. Bases 68 to 874 code for a protein of 268 amino acids.
GGGUGUCCGGGGCCCUCGGGAGGUCACACUCCGGCCGGCCAGGAGAGCGUGUGGAUGACCCCGGAGGAUGUCUGGGAAACACUACAAGGGGCCCGAAGUCAGCUGUUGUAUCAAAUAUUUCAUAUUUGGCUUCAACGUGAUCUUCUGGUUUUUGGGCAUUGCGUUUCUGGGAAUUGGACUGUGGGCGUGGAAUGAAAAAGGAGUGCUGUCCAACAUCUCGUCCAUCACCGACCUGGGCGGCUUCGACCCCGUCUGGCUCUUCCUGGUGGUCGGAGGGGUGAUGUUCAUCUUGGGAUUUGCCGGCUGCAUCGGCGCCCUCCGGGAGAAUACCUUCCUGCUCAAGUUUUUCUCGGUGUUCCUGGGCAUUAUUUUCUUCCUGGAGCUGACGGCCGGGGUCCUGGCGUUUGUCUUCAAAGACUGGAUCAAAGACCAGCUGUAUUUCUUCAUCAACAACAACAUCCGAGCCUACAGGGAUGAUAUCGAUUUGCAGAACCUCAUAGACUUCACCCAGGAAUACUGGCAGUGUUGCGGGGCUUUUGGAGCCGAUGACUGGAACCUAAAUAUUUACUUCAAUUGCACAGAUUCUAACGCCAGCCGGGAGCGCUGCGGUGUGCCCUUCUCGUGCUGUACCAAAGACCCUGCGGAAGAUGUCAUCAACACGCAGUGCGGCUACGACGCCCGGCAGAAACCGGAGGUGGACCAGCAGAUGGUCAUCUACACGAAAGGCUGCGUGCCCCAGUUUGAGAAGUGGCUUCAGGACAACCUCACCAUCGUGGCCGGGGUCUUCAUCGGCAUCGCGUUGCUGCAGAUCUUCGGAAUCUGCUUAGCCCAGAACCUGGUGAGCGACAUCGAGGCGGUCAGAGCCAGCUGGUAGGACCCGCUGCACCGACCGCGUGACCGGACACUGGACCGUCCCCGCGCCGGUCCGGGGACUCCUGACCGACCCCCCCCCCAGCCUCGCCCACCCCGGCCGGGGGGCGCCGACGGAUCCUCCCAACCGCCGGCCCCGAAAAGGCCCAGCCGCGGACCUCUCCUGGGCCCCGAAUUCUCGGAACCGGCCGCCCUCCCGGCCACACCGGCCGCCGGGGGGGACCGGCGGCUCUUCCUCCUCCGCGGCGGACGGACGGACAGGCUGACCGGGAGGAGAGCCAUCCGGGUCCCUCCACCUCGGGGACCCCGGCCCCGAGGCCUCGGACGAGGGAACGGGAGGGAGACAUCCGGGCCCGGCGGCGCCCCUCCCAUCCCCCCCGCCGGCGAGGGGGAGAUCUUCAGGACUGGCGCUGAGCCACCGAAGCGAGUUUCCCACCCGGGACGUGGCGGGACACGGCCUCCUCGGCGGAGGCCUCCGAGCCGGCGACCAGGACUGCGUUCGGAAGAGCGGAGGUGCCGGCGGGAUGCGGAUAGGUGCCGUGGCGGCCGCCUAGGCCUUCCGGACCAUCGGCCGGAUUCCCCGGAAGCUUCUGGAACCACUGGGGUGGGAGGGCGUGGUUGGGGUGGGGGGAGAGUUGGGGACUUCUCUGGAGAAAGCUCUGGCUUGGAUCCAGUUUUCCGAUUUCUUUUCGGAGGUGAUUUUUUCCGGCUAAAAGUUUGGCUUUCCUUUUUUCUUGUUUUUUUUUUUUGUUUUUUUUACAAUCUUCUUCCCUGCAUGAACUGUGAAUUUCGAUCCUGGAAGCCUCUCGGUGCCCCCGGCCCCCUCCCCGGCCCCGCAGCCGUGCCCAGAGGGACUCCCGGCACACACCGUUAUUUAUUCGAGGGCGAGGUGGGGUUCCGGCCCUCGGAGUUUCGGGGGGAAGGGCUCACUCUGCUCCAGCAAGAGGUCCCCGGGACUCGGCAACUUUGCCCUCCCCUCCCCGAUCCCGUUUCCCUCCAGCCCCGAGUGGAGUCAAUCACAGUCCAGGAUUAGCCAUCCAGUCGGGAGGAGAGAAACCACGCAUUUCUCCAUUGCGGGCGCCAAACUGCUCCGGUGGGAAUGGAGCCCGAGGGCUGGGCAGGGGGAUGACUGCAAUGACACGUGACCCCAGAGCCUUUCUCCCACUCCUGCAGGGCCCGCGGGCUGGGCAGGGGGAUGACCUCAAUGGCAUCUGACCCCCAGAGCCCAUCUUCUACUCCAGCAGGGCCCAGGGGCUGGGACCGGCCUUUGCUUCCAUCUCUCAGGAGGUGUCUCGAUACGCGUUCGGGGCGCGCUGGGGAGGGGAGGGUCGCGGAAAGGAGCCGUCGGCCCGGCGGGCUGGUUCGGGGGGCCCGGACGCCCGCGUCCUCCCCGCCUGCCCAGACCCGCCGCUUGGCCUCGAUCGGUCUUCGGGAGGACUCGGGGAUCUCCAGUUGCACUUUGGUCUUUUCUGUUUCUUACCUCGUCCUCCCCGCGGCCUCCACCCGACCCGAUCCGGGGAAUUCGGCCAACGCGGAAUCGAGGCCCCAGGCGACGGCAAGUGAGUUUCCGUUUUUCAACCGCUGGUUCUUUUUUUACACGUGGAAGGUGUUUGUCUAGAGGCCGUGGGUAAUAAACCUGGUUCCACCCGA